Molecule: messenger RNA, 267 nt
Organism: Suillus paluster
Lineage: Eukaryota; Fungi; Basidiomycota; Agaricomycetes; Boletales; Suillaceae
Exons: 2
Coding region: 1-267 (88 amino acids)
Source: RefSeq, a predicted model, not a curated record
AUGUCUUCAACGAGCAGUCAAGCAAGCGUGUCUACCUCGCUCUCCCCACAACCUUCUAGCACAAACCAUUCUAACAACAACAAUGGGCCACUGAUGGGUGGUAUUUUCACCAUGAAUGGAUCACCCAUGCUUGUGGUCGCUUUUCUGGCAAUCGGGCUAUUUAUGGUGACCAUGGCAGCCUUGCCAGCUCCUCGCCCAGGAAAGAAACCGAUUGUGUUAGGAGAGAAACCUGCACUUUGGGAAAUGUGGGAGGCCAUACUGUCAUAA